GGCAGCCUUAAAAUAAAAGCAGAAAGCUGAAAAAGUCACUCAGAGGCUCUUUCAUAUCUAACCAAGCGACAAAACCACAGGAAGCAGGAGACAGAGAGUAUAUUGUGGGUCAUUUUCAGAGGACAGAAGAAUAAUACACUCCUGUACCCUUGUUAUCUCACAGUCAGCCUGCCCCCACAACGACAGCCUCCAUCACCAGAGUGAAGGUAGACUCUUAGCAGUAACCCAGCUUCAGAGCCCGUCCCUGGAUAUCUCCUGUGAAAGGUAGAACAAUCCGCCGCAAAAAUGGGAUGCUUUGGAUUCCUCAAAGGCAUGAUGUUUGUCUUCAAUGGCAUUAUCUUUUUGGCGGGUGCUGCCAUCCUGGGUGUUGGGAUCUGGGUGAAAGUGGACAGCGGCUCCAUCCUCAGCUUUCUCGGGAAAAUUGAAAACGCACCAGCAGAGCUCAGUCAGGUGCUCAAUGUGGGCUACCUGCUGAUUGCAAUAGGAGCACUCCUGCUCAUCAUCGGCUUUCUAGGCUGCUGUGGAGCCAUCAGAGAGAGCCAGUGUAUGCUGCUGCUGUUUUUUAUCAUAGUCCUGCUGGUCUUCAUAGCAGAGGUUGCAGGAGCAGUGGUGAUCUUGGUAUUCAGACCCUUGGCAGACGAGCUCUUGACCAAGUUUGGCACAGCAGCAGUUCAGAACAUCAAGAAGGACUAUGGGAAAAAUCCUGACGUCACAGGACUGUGGAAUACUACAAUGGGCACGUUAAAAUGUUGUGGAUUCUACAACUCCUCAGACUUCAUGGACUCUCCAUUUUAUGUGGCCCAUAACAAGGAAUACCCAUCACCCUGCUGUCCAGGCUUUAGUGACCCAUGUAAUCAAACGGUGGCUGACAGUGUCAUGAUCACUGGUUGCUUCCCAAAGGUCAAGAAGCUGAUUGAUGACAACACAGUGGUUAUUGUGGCAGUGGCCCUGGGAAUCGCAGCUCUGGAGAUAUGUGCCAUGGUUGUCUCCAUGAUCCUUUUCUGCAGAAUAAAAUCCAGGGGGGACUAACUGCAAAUGGCGAAGGCCUUAGAAGGAUCAUUUUAAUCACUGGAGCCUUUCUGCGUCCUGUAUCGCCUCUGGAGGACUGAAGGGCAAUGCCUUUGUCUUGCAAAAAUGCCUCAUCAUUGAAGACAUGUUUCAUGUCAGAUCUUGUGCAACCACAAUUACCAAAUGACAUAACAAAUCAAUUUUUUUUUUACCACAUUUAAAUCUAAUAGAUGCCAUAUAUGAAUGUACAUUAUCUUAUUUCUUUUACACUUUGUAAAACAGGCUACACACACUGUCUACUUCAGCAGAGAUUAUUUUAAAUGUCAAGCAGUGCUACCACCUGUAACACAUGGCCGGUUAAUGAGGAAUUACAUGAUAACUGCGAUCCUUGUGUAAAUGAAACAAAGGCUGGCUAUGCUGGCUAUGCUGACACAGGAACCACUAUUGUGAAUGUUGUUGCCAUGACACAGCUUGUAAAACAGCAACAGAAAUGAUAUAAUAUUUGUAUGUAUGUUGUAUGGUGGUACAUUUUGAAAUGAAGUGCAUAGUAUUUCUAGACCCUGGUGAGUUUUUGAGUUGGCUGCAUGCAUGGGUGACAUUUUACAGAAGUUUUAAAGGGGAAGGAGAACGAACAAAGUGCAGGCAAAAGACAGCUAAAAGUCAUUCUUCUGUUCCCUCUUUUAUCGUGCUUUAACAAGCAAACAGGUCUGACAAAAAACACAUUUGUUGUCAAGCACAUGAGGGUUAAAAGUGUAUUUUUAGCUAUUGAGUUUUUAAAGAUAAGUGGGCUACAUAUUAGUACCACUAGGUGACAUUUGCCUGAAACUAUUAACAGUGGAAUCAUGAGCUCUAAUUUCCCAUUCAGGAUUUUGUUUGGACAAGAUAACAUACAACACAUAUACUGUUCAUCUGAAUUAGGAUCAAGCUAAUUGUCUUGGUUUAUUUACUUUAAUAAAAGUAAAAUAGUAGGUAUUAAUGUGUAACAUGCUAUUUACCCUUACUUUUAGAUGAGCAGGCUUUUGAAAGCUGUGAGUCAGAAACCUGCAGUUUGUCCACAUGAGUUAGCUGUGAAUCACUUGGACUCUGGCUUCAUUUGCUGCUUUACAGUCUGGAAAGAAACUUGUGAUCUUUGGAAUGUGCAGGUUCAUUUAAGUACAGCACACUAGUUAACAUGCCUGCCUAAGGCUGUCAUACUUUGGGAUCAGCCCAGCAGGCAUUACUGUUUCAUUUGAAUCAUUUGAAUCAAACGCUUUCCAUCAGCCUUUUGUUCACAGUCGCUCAAUUUAGCUGAUUUACUGACACCGUUUUUAUCAUCGAAUAAAGACACCUGCUACAGUAUAGAUGAUUUGUAAAGGGGAACCGAUUUUACACAUUAAGGUCUGUUUACAGUAGGCUGCUGCUAAGCUAACAUUAUCAAGGCACCAAGAAGACCCUGCAGUCUGCUUACAUGAGCCAAGGGGCGCUGUCACAAUAAAUAUCAAAUUUAGAUUCUUUUUUUUCUUGUAAUGUCUAACAUGUCUCACUCUGUAUGACAUCUUUUGCAUGUGCAUUAAGCGUGCAUUAAAGUAUUCAGUCCCUGUAGAUUCCUAA
Molecule: messenger RNA, 2598 nt
Organism: Siniperca chuatsi (mandarin fish)
Lineage: Eukaryota; Metazoa; Chordata; Actinopteri; Centrarchiformes; Sinipercidae
Gene: tspan34b
Product: tetraspanin 35
Exons: 8
Coding region: 286-1029 (247 amino acids)
Cellular component (GO): membrane
Source: RefSeq, a predicted model, not a curated record